Molecule: messenger RNA, 1611 nt
Organism: Chaetomium globosum CBS 148.51
Lineage: Eukaryota; Fungi; Ascomycota; Sordariomycetes; Sordariales; Chaetomiaceae
Exons: 5
Coding region: 1-1611 (536 amino acids)
Source: RefSeq, a predicted model, not a curated record
AUGGCGGUUGUUGGAAUGUCCAGGAGAAACGGCUCCCAGCCAAAAGGGACGGUCCAGUACCAGCCAAGGCUCUUCCAGUCACCCUUCUUUCUGGCUUCCUGCAUCAACGUCGACGCCUCGCUGAUCAAGCAGACCCACCGCGUGACCAAGACGCAAGCAAAGGUCAUCGCGCUGCAGAACGGCUGCAUCUGCUGCACGCUCCGCGGCGAUCUCCUCGAGGAGCUGCUGCGCCUCGCCGAGCUCGAGCAGUUCGACUACGUCGUCGUCGAGAGCAGCGGCAUCAGCGAGCCCGAGCAGGUCGCCGAGACCUUUGACCAGCGCCUGGCGGAGCAGAUGGCUGCGCUGGCGGGUGGAGAGGUGGGGGGGUUGGAUGCGGAGAUGGUGAGCGUCUUGGAGCGGCUCAAGGCCGCUGGCGGGUUGGAGAAGUUUGCCCGCUUGGAUACCACUGUCACGGUGAUCGACGCCUUCACGAUAUAUAACGACUUUGAGACCGACGACAUGCUCAUUCCCCGUCGCGAUGACGUUCAGUUGGAAGACGAGCGGACUGUGUCGGAUCUGAUGGUGGACCAGAUUGAGUUCGCUGACGUGAUUGUCCUUAACAAGAUGGAUCUGGUAGGCGGUCGGGUCCUCGAGGAGUGGGUGAUAAAAAUGCCAUGUUGCUUACGGCUGAUUCUCGAAGCCAGCUACGGAAGACUCGAGGUCAGGGAAAUCUUAAACACAGGCAUCUUCAGCCUGGAAAGGGCACAGACCGGAUACGGAUGGCUCCAGGAUCUUCACGCCAUGACGCUGCAACAGGUCAAUGGCAGAAAAGUGAUCACCCCCAAGCCGGAAACCGAGGAAUACAACAUCCGCAACUUUGUCUACACACGCACCAGACCGUUCCACCCCCAGCGCCUGUUCGAGCUCCUCCACGACAAAUUCAUUUUGCAGCUCGAAGUUCCCGAUGAUGAUGAUGACUCCGACUCUAACUCGGACGACUCAAACGAAGGCGACUCAGCCUCAGACUCAGACUCCAACACGGCUAUGGAAGACGACGACGACGACGACGACGAAGAAGAAGACGAAGACGCCGCCGCCACCACCAGCGAGCUCAGCCCGCCACCCAACGACACCAUCCUCCGCAACAAGCGCGCGCACCCGCUCUUCCGCCGCCUCUUCCGGUCCAAAGGCGAGUUCCUGCUCGCGACGCGGCCGCAGCGCGCGGGCGAGUGGUCGCAGGCGGGGGCCAUGCUGACGCUGGCGGGCGGGCGCCCGUGGUUCUGCACGCUGCCGCGGGAGCACUACGUGACGGGGGACGCCGAGGUGGACCGGCUGGUGGCGUUUGACGUGGCCCGUGGCGGGCAGUGGGGGGACCGCAGACAGGAGAUUGUGUUUAUUGGGGAGGGGCUGGAUGAGCAGGGGCUGGCGGCGGUGUUGGAUGCGUGUUUGUUGACGGACGGGGAGUGGGAGGCGUGGGAAGAGGUCAUGAGGGAGGUGGGGUUGGGUGAGGAGGAGAGGGUGGAGAGGCUGCGGGCGUUGUUUGAGGAUGGGUGGCCGGAUUGGAGCGAGGAUGCGGCUCAUGACCAUGAUCAUGGCGAUGGGGAGGGUCAUGAAGGGCAUGGCUGUGAAUGA